GACCCGCUUCGAUGCAUGUAAGUCUAACAGGAAUACAGCUAAAAGAUUUCAUUUACCAAGAAACAUCACUGCGAAAAAGCAUGCAAAACCAUUUCCUGCAAUAGCAAUUUCACCAAUUCAGGUAAUUUUCUGUGGGGGGGGGGGAAGCAAAAAAAAAAAAAAAAACUCCCAAGUUCCAUCACAAAUUUAGAAAAAAGCCGCAGCAAAAUCAAGCAUGUUUGGCUGCAAGAAUCACACAAAAAAAAAAACCUCAGCAAGAUCGUGUACAGACUGAUAUGAGAGGUGAGAAGGUGUGAAGAAACUGUGUGUUUUAUAUGUGCAUGUUAAGAGGCCUCGGUCCUGAAGAUUUCCUGUGUCAGAAAAUUUAAAGCUACAGUUUUACCUCUGACUAUUACAACGCAUUGGUGCUAGAAACUGCUUACAAAAAGAUUAAACAAAUCAUUCCUUGCAGAAAAAUCCGAUAUCAAUGAUUACAUACAUUUUCAAAUCAGUUUAUGUGGAGCAUCCACAUUAAAGUCCUUGUUUAAACUGUUACUAUAGAACAAUUAAUUAAUGACACUAUAAUGAGCACAUUUAUUAUAUCUAUCUAUCUAUCUGUGUGUGUGUGCGUGUGUGUGUGUAUAUAUUAUAUAUAAUGAUAUUUUGCUAAAAGUGUUUAUUUCCCCUAUGUACGGAGACUUUUGGGACACCAUCUAUAUGUUAUUUACUGCAUGCUACAUUUGUGUGAGUUAUCGAAAGACUAAAUACGUACUGUAUUUGAGCUUACAACCAGCCACAGCAGUAUAAACUAGCUGUUUCCUAGUUCUUAAUGAGGGACAGUGGUGGCUCAGCGGUCGAGGCUCUGGGUUGCUGAUCGGAAGGUCGGGGGCUUCGGGCCCCUGCACCGACAAGCUGCCACUGUUGGGCCCUUGACCAAGGCCCUUCAGCCUCUCCGCUCCAGGGGUGGCGUAUCAUGGUAUCAUGGCUGACCCCAGCUUCCUAACAAGCUGGGAUAUGCGAAGAACAGAAUUUCACUGUGCUGCAAUGUAUAUGUGACAAAUAAAGGCUUCUUUCUUUCUUUCUAAUGCUUUUAAUAUGUUUUUCAUUUAAAUGUUAUCAUUGUUUUUUUUUCUAUCUUAGCAUUGCGAACUAGUAUUUAAUCAUUUCUUAUUACUUUAUCUUAGUCAUUUUCCUACGACUCCUUGUUCAAGCUAUACCUCUUUGUAAGGCUGCCUUAAGACUAUUUUAGUUGUAAAAUACUUGACUAGUAUGGGGAUUGGGACGCGGCUCAAGUCUUCUAGCCUUACAAUUGCGCAAGACCUUUUAAUUUAAACCCUUCCUUAGUUAAAACCGUUGGGAAUCACGUUACUCCAUAACCCUCACUCCAUUUAUAGCACGAAUACACCGGUCUAAGACAUUGUUACGGACAACGUGUUCUGUAUUUCACUUGUAAGUAUCUGAGAAGUUCAUGAGUGGGCGUGGUCCAGGAGGAAAAGCGAAACUACAGUAAAAGUCCAACUUCCUGGUUGCUGAAAAUGGUGGUGUCUCAACAUAUGUCAAGCAGAGGUUGCAGCAAUUAGGCUUGAAUGUAGGACCAGACUGGACCACGUCGGGCUCUGCUGAUAAUCAGCUGUCACCAGGUUGCGAUAUUACAGGUAUACCUUGCUGAAUAUGUUCAUAUGCGUUGGUAGUAGCGGACACUUAACACUGUAUCUUGAGAUGUUGGCAAACCUGUCCUGAUGUAUUUGGAUAUUCUUCAGUCUGGUCUUUAACUGAGGAAAAAGUGGAAGUUUGAAGCCCAUUUCAGAUGAUUGGGUGAGAGCAAUUGUAAACCAUUAACAUGGGAAACAGCUUUUGCUGCCCGUCAUCAAACCCGUGCGAUCAUACGGUGGAUGAAACGCAGGGGCUGCUGAACUCGCCCGAUUCGAAGGUUACAGCCAGGCCGCUAACGACUGAUUGCGUCAGCCAAGCACUGGAGGUUGAGGAGAGCAGCAAAAAUGAAGCAGACUGCAUACGACAAGAAAAAGAUGUAGUCAGCACGCAACCGAAAGCAGCUCCUAAGUCAGUUGAGGGGUCUGUACAGAGUUCUUAUGGUUCUGUAAUCCAGAUGCUCCACACUGAUGUCUCUCUCACUGCACAAACUAGCCAAAGUGUGUCAGAAGUGCCAGAGGAACUAGUAGAUGCUGCAACUACAGCCACAGAAACGAAAAAGGAUGAUGAGACUACAAAAGAGACCCCGACUUUUGCCACUGAAGUCACUGAUACAUUGGUAGUUAAUGCACCAACAGAGUUGGCUAAAGUGAAAGAGGAAACCGAGGCUCAAUUAACUGACGCACUGAAAAAAGAGGACAAAGCAGGUGAGCAUAAGUUGAUGGUGCAGGAUGCAGCAGAAGAAGGUCCUGCUGAUGAGCUACAUGAUGCGCAGGUGGACACAGAGAAGGAGGUUGCUGAACAGGACACCGAGGAGAGACCAGCUGAAGCAGAUAAAAAUGAGGAUUCUGCUGAGAUAAAAAGAAAUAAAGAAGCUGGUGAGGUAGCUAGAGAGAAGGAGGAACUCAAAACACCUGUAGAAGAGGUUUUACCUAUGAUGGAUACCCUCCAAAACAAGGAGCCAGUUCUGAAUAACUUGACAAUUGAUGAACAUGAAGUAAAAGGACUCCUGACUCCAAAGGACAUAGCAGAGAACAGAGCAGAUACCUUGCUACCAGAAAAUUCCAGUCAGGAACCCGAGGUCUCUUUAUCAGAGCCCUCAUGUGAGGUAGAUAAAACAGCAUUAGCCAUUGAAAAAUCAGUUGCUGGUAAAGUGCUAGAAAACCAUGAAGAGCAUGUUGUUUCCACCAUGUCUGAAAUGAAAGAAGACCGUUUACCUCCUAAAACUCAGGAAACUUCAGAGCAGGAGUCCUCUCCAACAGUGAACAUUACUGAGGAAUCCACUGUGAACUAUAUAGAAAAUGGCCUCAUGGAUGACUUGACUGGUGAUUUGAAAGAUGAGAACCCAGCUGAGGUGGAGGUAGAAGUACCUGAAUCGACUGAUAUAUUGCAGAAACCAUGUGAGGAACCUUCACAUAUUGAGAAUCAAGAGCUGAUGUGUGAACCCCCUGCCAACAGUAAUAGUGCCAGCAUCGCAGAGCAGGUGGAGAAACCAGAGUCCACAGACAAUGCAGAAGUCCAGAUGACAAUCACCGAGUGUGUAAAAAAGGAAGAUGUUGGAGAGGCUUGUCAGAAUGGUUUGCACACACACGCUCCUGUAGAGAAGCCUGAAUCUACAGAGAAGUCGGAUGAGCAAGUUGAUGAAAAUGGUCCAGUCGAGGCAUUCUUACUGGAUCAUGACCUCAUGGAAGAGAUGGAGCCAGCGCACCAGGCCAGUGAGAAUGAUGAGACAACAACAGAAGACGAAAAAGAAAAUGCAGAAAGCAACCAGGCCCAAAAAGGAGAGAUUAUUUUCAGCAGUAGCCAUGACUUGAAAGUUGCACUGAUACCUGUGAGUGACAUAGAAAACAUUGCAGAGAAGGAGGAGGAGCACGAGGACAGUGAAGACCUCUACCGGGCACACGAUGAGAUUGAACAAGAGCAGGCCAAAGAAAUGAAACUGAUGCCAAUCCUGGAGUUUACAACUCUUCUUUCAGUCCCUGGAGUGGAGAAGUGCAGCUUAGCCGCUCCUGUUGACAUUUUGGCCUACAGUGAGAGAGAGUGGAAGGGAAAUACAGCCAAGAGUAAUCUCAUCAGAAAGGGCUACUCUGAGAUAUCUUGUAGUUUUACUGCGCUGAGGAGAGUAAGGGGGGACAACUACUGCUCUCUGAGAGCUACACUGUAUCAGGUGCUGGCCACUACAACGCACACACCAGCCUGGCUACUGGAGGAAGAUUUCACAUCGUUGCCAGAAAAAAUUGAAGCUCAGGAGCAUUUGAUAGGUAUGUGGGCGUUCCCCCCUCAGUGUGUCAAAGCAGGAGAGGAUGAGGAUGCUGUGGAGAAACUUAAACACUAUCUGGAGCUCCUGCAGAAAAGAUGGCAGGCAGCAGUCGAGUCAGAGAGCUUGGAGGAUAAGCAGGCCGUGUGUGAUCAGGUGUUUCAGGGUGGAGAAGAAGAGUAUGCUCUUCUGGAGGUGCUGAAGUUCCUCAUGCUGGUUAAGGCAGUGGAGCUUCAUAGCAAAAUGCAGGCAGAACACGAAGUGCCUGUCUUCUGUUGGCUACUGUUUGCCCGUGACACGUCUGAAAACCCCAGAAUGUUCUUCAGCAAUCACCUGAGCCAAGUUGGCUUCAGUGGCGGCCUAGAACAGGUGGAGAUGUUUCUGCUCGGCUAUGCCUUACAGCACACGAUUCAAACCUUCAGGCUCUACAAGACUGACACGGAGGAAUUUGUAACGCACUACCCUGACGACCAUAAACAGGACUGGCCCUGUGUGUGUAUCAUCACAGAGGAUGACCGCCAUUACAACGUCCCUAUUAGGAAGCCGACACAAUACAGAGUGUAACAUCAUUGUGUCCUGACCUCACCUGAUCGGUCAUUAUCAGGAUUUCUGUAAGCGAUUGGAGGAAGAAAAUUGAGAGUGAAACUAUGACAUCACCGUGCACUGCCUUCACAAGUAAUUAUUAAUAUAUCUGGGAAGUCACUGGAUAUUAACUGGAUUUCUGGAAGGUGAUUGGACGAACGGAGUUAAGGUGAAUGACUAAUUAUUAGAAAAUAAUGUCUCUGUCUAAAAUUGACUUGUGUUUGGUUAAAGUUGUUAGCUGUUUGGCUGAAGCUAACAACACUAACAAAAGCACUCAGGUUUUUUUGUGCAAUUCUUUGACUUUUUUUUGUUGUUGUUUUGUUUAGAUUUCGUAUUACAACGAGUUUACAGUUGUUAAUUCAUCACUUCUUAAUUCAUACAAUUGCAAUGUUUAGAAUGGAGUUACGCAUGAUUGUCACAAAAAAUACUGUACAGGUGUUUACUAAAAACUGUUUUAAAACUUCUUACAGUUCCAGUGGAUAUAAAAAGUCUACACACCCCUGUUAAAAAGGCAGGUUUUUGUGACGAAAAUAAAUGAAACCAAGAUGCGUCACGUCCAGAACCUUUUCUACCUUUAUUGUGAAAUUUUAACCUAUUCAUUAAGGUGGAAAACAUUGAGUCAUUUUCGGUGGGAAAAAUCCGGUUGCAUAAGUGUGCACACCCCUAAACUAAUACUUAGUCGAAGCACCUUUAGAUUUUAUCACAGAAUUAAAUCUUUUUGGGUCAGAGUCAAUCAGUUUGGCACAUCUUGACUUAGGAAUAUUCUGCCUUUUUCCUUGCAAAAAGCAUUCUACCGGUCACACUGUCUGGGCGUCUCCUGUGCACAGCGCUCUUCAGGCCACCACACAGAUUUUUGAUUGGAUUUAGAAUCUGGACUCUGGCUGGGCCAUUCCAAAACCUUGAACUUGUUUUGGUGAAGCCGUUCCUUUGUUGAUCUAGAGGUUUGCUUCAGGUCGUUGUCAUUCUGAGAGGUGACAUUCCUCUUCAUCUUAAGUGUUUUAGCAGAAGCCUUAAGGUUUUGUGCCAAAAUUUACUGGUAUUUGUAGCUAUUCAUUAUUCCCUCCACCCUGAUUAAAGCCCCAGUUCCAACUAAAGGAAACCAGCCCCAAAAUAUGAUGCUGCCACCACCAUGCUUCCCCAUGGGGAUGGUUGUGGUGGUGGUUUUUUUGUUUUGUUUUGUUUUGUUUUUUAUGUGCCAAAAAUAACUUUUGGUAUUAUGCCCCUAACCCUAAGUUAGACUUUGGUCUCAUCAGAUCAUGACACAUUAUUCCACAUGGUUUUGGGAGAUAAGAUGUAUUAUUUAUUUAUUUAUUUUUUGGUUAACGUCUUCUGUCUUGCCGCCCUACCCCAUAGCCCAGAGCUAUGAAGAAUUUGGGAGAUUACUGUUACAUGUUGGGUGCAACAAGUCCUUGCCAGAAAUUUCUACAAUACUUUUAAUGUUGCUGUAGGCAGUAGUCAGCCUCCCUGACCAGGUUUCUGGAUGUUAACAAGACAUCAGGAAAAUCCUAUAGGAGCAGCUUUACUUUAUUUGGGGGUAAUCAGUCACUAAACACUGCCACAUUCCCACUUAUAAAAGGGUGUGCGUUUACACAACCUGGGUAUUGGAAGUUGUUGUUUUUUUUUUUUCUUUCUGUUUUUCCACAAAAAAAUAUUUCUGGGUGUUUGUCACUUGAUAUUUAUAGGUUUCAAUUCCACAAUAAAAGUGAGAAAAGGUUCUGACAUGAUUGAACUUAGUUUCAUUUUUUUACAUCACAAAAACCUGCCAUUUUUAACAGGGGUGUGUAGACUUUUUAUAUCCACUGUACAGGUGUGCAGUCAUGAACAAUAUUGCUAACUGACACAAGCUGACAGUUUUCUUUGAGACAUAAAAUUCAGCUUCAUGAACUCAUCCACAUGUCACACCCCUGAAAUAGUCUGUUGUGCUCUUUUUGAUGCAUGUCCUUGAUCAAAACUCCAUAUUUGAUGUUAAGCCAGGAAAGAGAGAAUUUUUUUAAGCAGUAUCACAUUCAGACAGAGGGCGAUUGAGAUUUAACAGAUUUAUAGUUAUACAUAGAGACAGGUGACACAAAAACCUGGUCCACGGUUGCAGGGUAGGGGCUGUUAUGCUGGCAUUGGUUGGCCCCACUUAUACCCUUAGUGCAAAGCAUCACUAGAAAUCAAAACAAAGCCAUCCUCACCUCUGAUGAAGCAUUUCUAUCCUGGUGGGAAUGGUCUCCUCCAGUAGGACUCAUCAAUACAGCAUGAGGGCUCAUUGAAUGGUGUGAUGAGGUGGUAUGGUGUGAUCUCAUGCUAUGGCCUUCACAGUCACCAGAUCGAAACCUGUGGGAGAUUUGAGUGGUGUGUGUGUGUGUGUGUUGGGAGUGGUGUUCAUCCCUCCAGUACAGUUCCUGAAAUUUGUAAAAUGUACACCAACACCUUACUAACACACUCUGUGAUGGUUUAAUUUGAUUUGUCACCCACCCAAAGACACUUGUUAAAUAACAGAAUUGAACUUAUUGAAAGAUAUUUUGUUAUUCAUCAUAACACAGGUUGGAAGUGGGGGGUUUUAAGGCUAUAGUGCCAGAUAUUUUAGGGGAAAACCUUAAUUACAUUUGUAAAUGUUGUUUUGCACAGACAACAGCAGUCGUUCCCCUCAGACCACAAGGAUAGCAGCCAUUCCUCAAUUUGUUCUGUUCUGGCUCCAAAAAAAACAAACCUCAAAUGUGUAAUCAAGGGCUGUGGAGCACUUAUUUAUUUUCCUCUGGCUCCAGUGUGCUUUAAACUGAACUGUGGGGGGAAAAUGGACUACACUGUUGUUCAGUUACCACCCCAGCCAUUUAUUCCAUCAGCCCACUUCAUAGAAACAUGCUUCUCUCGCUCCUUAUUUUUAAUUUGAAAGAUGCAGUUGGUGGAAUUCGUUCCAUAGCUGUUUAGAUAAUGAAGGAAACCUGACUGUUCGGUCACUACUUAAUGCGGUUUUAGUUCUGUAGUUUCUUUCUUUCUUAAGUUAUGUAAUAAUUUUGUUGUUUGUCUCAAACUGCUGCCAAAAUGUUGUAGUAUUACUACUUUGUAAUGUAUAGCUAAUGUAAUGAAAUCUGAUGUAAGAUGUCAGUCUUGCAUACAAUGCCCACCCCCGUCCUAAUUGUUUAUCAUCAGGCACGUUUUCUGCUUCAGGAAAGAAGAUUCAACAAAUUUUUAUUUAUGGUUAUCCUUAUUCGUCUGGUUCAGUAUUGUGCAGAAAAUGGAAAGGAGCACUGUUGAAUAGGUGUUUUUUGUGACGUUGACUAGCUCUUUUUGCUUGUGGAAAUAUAAAUAAAUAUUUUAUGAGUAAUGUUUACAUUAAGUUAAUAUAAUAAUAUAAUGAACAGUUAAACACAAACGAACAGACCUUUAGGCAAAUUUGUAUUUGACAAACAGCAUAGUGACAGUGGAAUAAAAGUCCGUAGGUAACUUU
Ictalurus furcatus (blue catfish) is the source of this 7901-nucleotide messenger RNA. RefSeq names its product fibrous sheath CABYR-binding protein. Gene Ontology annotation, biological process: protein linear deubiquitination. NCBI's taxonomy places the organism in Eukaryota, Metazoa, Chordata, Actinopteri, Siluriformes, Ictaluridae. Gene Ontology annotation, molecular function: cysteine-type deubiquitinase activity. The record is from RefSeq and is a predicted model, not a curated record. Gene Ontology annotation, cellular component: cytoplasm. The transcript has 11 exons. Bases 1820 to 4450 code for a protein of 876 amino acids.